Messenger RNA from Prosopis cineraria, 3090 nucleotides. RefSeq lists its product as uncharacterized. The record is from RefSeq and is a predicted model, not a curated record. The transcript has 16 exons. NCBI's taxonomy places the organism in Eukaryota, Viridiplantae, Streptophyta, Magnoliopsida, Fabales, Fabaceae. The coding region runs from base 174 to 2729 and encodes 851 amino acids.
UCCUUUCCUUUCCUUCUUAUCCCCCUCCCAACAUUAUUCUGCGGUGCCAGUGCCCUGCUUUCGCAAGCCCCCAGUUUUAGGGCUUUGCUAAUGUUUUUCCCUUGAAAAUUAAGGGAUAUUAUUUUUGGGCGAUACAUAUUGAGUGAACAUCAGUGUCUUCGAUUUUUCACUCAAUGGAGGGCACGGCCAGUGUAGCCACUGCCACCGCCACUCGGGGCUCUUCUUUCCAGAUGCCAUUGUCCCGGCAGGAGUGGCGCGCUGUUGCGGAGCAUCAUCUAGCUGGAAACCCAGACGACAAGGAGUUAGAACAAAGAAAGUUGGGGCAAUCAGAUGAAAGAACCAUAUAUGAGGUGCAGCAAGGAAGACAGCCCCUUGAUGUUGAUUUCUGUUCGGUGACAGUGGAUGGGACAUUAGACAAUGAUAUAUUGCAGCAACGAAUUCAGGAUGUUGCUAGACAAAGGGAGGAGUUAGAACGCAUCGAGGUUGAGAUUAGAGCUCAAAUGAUUGCAAGAACUGAGAUAAUUGAAAUGCAAAAUAGCUUUGAUGCUCAACUCAAGGAACAUUCUAAUGCUGCCUGCAAGCUUCAGGAGCAACUCCGUGAAAGGGAUCAUACAGUACAUGAGCUGGAAAGGAAAAUUGAAGAGAAAGACAGAGAACUGCAUGCUAUUAAAUUAGACAAUGAAGCGGCCUGGGCGAAACAGGACCUUCUCCGGGAGCAAAACAAAGAACUUGCAACUUUCAGAAUGGAGCGUGAUCACUCAGAAGCUGAACGAGCACAGCAUUUACAACAAAUACAUGAUCUUCAAGAACUUAUUCAAGAAAAAGAGAGGCAGCUGAUGGAAUUGAAGGAACAGCACAGGGUUGCUCAGGAGACCAUUAUGUACAAAGAUGAGCAAUUGAGAGAGGCUCAUGCGUGGAUUGCUCGUGUUCGUGAGGUUGAUGCUUAUCAAGCAACAACAAACCAGACAUUACAGGCUGAAUUGCGAGAACGGACAGAGCAAUAUAACCAACUCUGGAUGGGUUAUCAAAGACAGUUUGCCGAUAUGGAGAGACUUCAUUUACAUGCCAUACAGCAACUUCAACUUGAGCUGGUCGAGGCAAGAGAGAGGAGUGGAACUUACAAUGAGAAGAAUUCAUCUCAGUUUGGACAAGAUAAUGGAAGCCAAUUUGGUGUAAAUGGAAGCAGCACCUCUAAUGGAAAUAAUGGCCUUCUUGCAAAUGAGAAUUCGGAUAGUGUUCAACCUUUUGCAUCUAAUGGAAAUGCAGCAAUUCAGAUCGAUCAUGUUCCUGGUGUCCCUAUUGCCCCAUCAUCUCUCCUCGGGAUGCCUUCCUACCUCCCACCUGGUCAAGUAGCUGCAUUGCAUCCAUUUGUCAUGCAUCAGCAAGGAGUGUCCCACUCAGUUGCUCCACAGGUUGGACAUUUUCACUCAGUACAGGCAAUAUCACCUAUGCAACAGUGGCAGAACCAACAGGAUGUAUCAGAGGGUUCACAAGCAUCCAUACAGGAUGAUCCUGCCUCAUCUCAAGCUGAUCAGAAUUCCAUGAGAUUGGAUGCGAAGUAUAAUUAUGAGAAUUCUAUUGAUGGACAAGUUCUUGGAAACUAUCUGGAUGUUCACAUCCGCCAAGGGGAGGAACCACAAACUAUGAUUACAUCAUCUACUGGGGAAACACAGUCAGUUGACAAAGAUCAACCUGUAGCUUCGCAACCAGACCAGAGCCUAAAUCAAAUUUCUUCCCAUUUCCAUAGCGCCUUAAGAUUGAAUUCUUUUGAACAGAAUAGAGAAAUCAAGGAUGAGAAUGCAGUGGCUUCCACAAAUUGUGGACCAGGGGACCAAUUUUUAAUGGCAGAGCAAACGAACUCUGCUGCAACUGCAUCAUCCCACACAGUCCAUUUAGUUAAACAAAGUGAAAUGGCAACAAAUGUUUCUGCUGAUUCAGUCUUGCCUGAAGCAUAUGUCCCAACUGGGCAGACAAAUUUGACAGAAAUUAUAAGGACUUCUGAGGUUACUCUUCUUGAUGAAAGGACGCUAUUAGCUUGUAUUGUACGUACUAUUCCUGCUGGUGGACGAAUUCGAAUUAGUUCAACGCUUCCUAACAGAUUGGGCAAGAUGCUUGCACCUCUACACUGGCAUGAUUACAAGAGAAAGUAUGGAAAGCUUGAUGAUUUUGUGGCCAGCCAUCCUGAGUUAUUUAUGAUUGAGGGUGAUUAUAUUCAGCUUCGUGAAGGAGCACAGAAAAUGGUAGUGGCAACUGCAGCUGUUGCCAAAGUUGCCGCAGCGGCUGCAUCAUCAUCAUCUUCUUAUUCUUCAUAUUUGCCCACUGUAGCAGUUACGCCAAUGGCUCAGUCUCAUCGCCUGAAGAAAGGUCCUUCAAUUGAUCCCAAGAAUGUUAAAACCGACAUAUCUGUGAAGGACUUUGCUGUCAUUUCUUCAAAUCCAACUGAUGAAGCCCUAAAGCACCAACAAACAAAUGGUGUGAGUGUCAGUGUUACUCGUGGGCUUGCAAAUGCAAAAAUUUUGAGUAAAUCUAAGGAUUCUCAGAACGUGGAUGGCCCUGAAAAUUGGUCUGUGCUGUCUUCUGUACUUUCAACUGGUGGCAAUAGGGGAAGCCUUGACAGAUCAAGUGUGAGCAGUGCCCAAAAUUCAGGCCCUCCAAACGGGAGGACAACAAUGUUCUCGGCUGUGAAACAGCAGACCAGGUCUGUUGCUGGGCAAGCUUCUCUAAGAUAGCGAGUUGUCUUACUUUAAUGCUAGAUUGAAACAGAGUGGCAAGUUAUCCUUUUGAUAUACCAAGGGAGUUUGCAUAUAGAAAGAGUGAUGAUUGUGGGGUUCGCGGGAGAUUGUUUCUAAAGAAUUUACAUGCAAUCUUCUGCGUCCUGAGCAAUUGUGAUUUAAAUUAAUUGUCAUUGCUUUGCUCAUUUUUUUCUGGGGUUAAUUUUUCACUCCCUGCUGUUUCGAAUUGUUAAACUUACAUCAAUAUGCUGGUCUCAUUCGCAAUCCCUUUCUGUGCAUUUGCGUCUGAUAGUUCGCGGCCUUUUGGUUUGUGACUGCUUAAAAGUAUCAAAGCAUAGUCAAUGUUUUCAGUUUGCAA